AUGUCUGCUUCUUCUCUCGGAACAACACUGAUUGCUCUCUUUCUCACUUCUCUCUCGAGUACUUUUGAAGUUCUUCUCGAAUGUUCGAUCGGAUUUGUGAUGGCUCGUGUGAAAGCUUUCAAACUUCUCAACAAGGAUCGAAUUCGAUUUUUAUCCAAAUUGUGGUUUAAUUUAUUCAUUCCAAGUCUCUUUUUUAUUGGAAUUUCACAAGCAUUCUCGGCAGAAGUCUUUCGAAAAUUAUACAUGAUUUUUGUGUUUGGAAUUUUAUUGGAAUUAUUGGGAAUGGUGUUUGGAAAGUUGUUAUUCCUAAAAUGGAUAUGGCGAGAAAAAUUGAGUCCAGUCUCUCGAAGAGUGUUAAAUCUGACAUUGGUGUGUCACACGAGUGUUUCGUUGCCACUUGUGUUUUUGGAAGCUCUUUGUAAGGUUUCCACAUUAGAGAAGAAUCCAAUCUUUAACAUGACCUAUUUAAAAGCUCAUGACAGUUCUGUCACGGCCUCCUCCGUAUUUAUCAUUCCAACAGAAUUUAUUUUUUACACGUAUGGAUAUCAUUCGUUUCGAUUAGGAGCUGAAGCAUUAAUGAGAGAGGAACAAGACAAGAAACGAAAAGAUGAAAUGACUCUCAAUAAUGAAGAACAACUUGAAAGGUUGGAGAUUGUUGAUGAACCAGUCAUGAAUAAUUCCAAACAAGAAGAAGAAUUGGAAGAUGAAAAAUUAUGGAUUCAAGAACAACAAGAAACAUUCACAACGAGUCAUUCAAGUGAAAAAACUCAAAAUUUCACAUCAAAGGAUCGACAUGAAGAAGAACAAUUGAUGACCAACACGAAUGACAAUCACAACAUGAGCAAUCAUUCCAUGUUGGAAACAUCAACACCACAUGAAUCAGCAAUGACUAUUGAAGAUGAGGCAAAAAGUCCAAUUCAGGAAAAUUCAUUCACUUGGACUCAAAAAGUGAAAAAAUUGUUUUUGAAACAUUGGCCCAAAUUCAAAGAAUUUCUCAUCAAUGUCCUCUCGCCACCACUCGUGUCCAUCUGUUUGGCCAUUCUUGUUGCUUUAAUACCACCGGUGAAGGAAUUUUUAAUUGUGCAUCCUCCAAUUUUUAUUUCCUCAUUGAAACAUAUUUGUGAAACAUUUUCACAGGCAGUGUCACCUGCUGCGUUGAUUGUGUUGGGAGGAAAUUUAGCACUUACCUUAUUAAAGGAAAAUGAGGAGAAUGAGGAGAAUGAAAUGGAUUCAACAAGAACUCUGACGAAUUUACCAACAACAACAACAACCAACGAAAGAUGUCGACUUUUAACCACCAAAUUAAGGAAUUUAUGUUCAAAUAUUGGACAAUUCUUUCGAGUGAAAAGAAUUCAUCCACUUGCCAUUGCUCUUUCAGUAUUUGUCAAACUCAUUAUAUUUCCCUUAAUUGGAGUUGGUUUGGUCGCUGCUUGUGUGAAAUUACAAAUUUUACCUACCAAUGAUCCAAUUUUAAUUCUCGUAGUAUUAAUUCAAUUCGGAAUGCCCAUGUCCAUGAGUUUGGCAGGUCUUUCAAGUCUUAAUAAGGACUAUGGACAAGAAGAAGUGUGUGAAUUAUUGUUAUGGCACUAUUUGUUAUGUCCUUUCACUCUUUCAUUAUUUUCGACAUGGUUUUUAUCCUUAUCUUGUCAAUUUUUGGAUGAAAAGAGUGCUGCGAAACUUUGUCGUGUUUAA
Molecule: messenger RNA, 1692 nt
Organism: Naegleria fowleri
Lineage: Eukaryota; Heterolobosea; Eutetramitea; Acrasida; Naegleriidae
Exons: 1
Coding region: 1-1692 (563 amino acids)
Biological process (GO): endoplasmic reticulum to cytosol auxin transport
Cellular component (GO): membrane
Source: RefSeq, a predicted model, not a curated record